AUGGACUGUGGGGUGGUUCAAUUUGGGCCUAUCCCUUUAAUUUGGGACCCAUAUGGUGACAGCCGCGUGCACUUUUUACAUGAAGAAUGGGAUCCAAAACCAGACAAAGCCACAAGGAGAAGCCAAUUCAUAACUAAGAUCUGGGGAGAAAUGAAUAGGAAGAUUUUGAGACUGGGUAGAGAAAUUAAGAGCUUGCGUCAAAUUACUUGCAAUAGCAAUAUUACGUUAUACAGUGCCACCAGCCUUCAGCAGAACCAUGGAGACCCUCGUAGAGAUAGGAAGGCAACAACCUCCCUUGGGAUUUUAUUUUGUAGAAGCAGCAAAAUAUAUGCAUUUAUGAGAAGCAUUUUCCAUGAGUAA
This is a messenger RNA of Dovyalis caffra, 360 nucleotides long. Lineage: Eukaryota; Viridiplantae; Streptophyta; Magnoliopsida; Malpighiales; Salicaceae. The record is from the annotation of a GenBank genome assembly.